UCGGGCUCUCGCCGCCGGCCGCGCUAUAAGAAGCGGGGCGGGCGGCGGGGCCGCAGCGGGCGCGGCGGGGGAACGAGAUGAGCAGCGCCGGCGCCGCUGCAAGAUGCUGGAUGGACACGUCCUGCUGGGAUGGCUCUCCUCCUGCGCGCUCCUAGGGCUGCUCGCCUGCGCCCCGCGGCCCUCCGCCGCCUACUUCGGGCUGACGGGGAACGAACCCCUGACCAUCCUCCCUCUGACCUCGGAAAUGGAGGAGGCGGCCGUCAAGGCCCACUACAAGGUGUGUGACCGCCUGAAGCUGGAGAAGAAGCAGCGGCGGAUGUGCCGGCGCGACCCCGGCGUGGCCGAGACCCUGAUGGAGGCCAUCAGCAUGAGCGCCCUGGAGUGCCAGUACCAAUUCCGCUUCGAGCGCUGGAACUGCACCCUCGAGGGCCGCUACCGCGCCAGCCUCCUCAAGAGAGGUUUUAAGGAGACAGCCUUCCUGUACGCCAUCUCCUCGGCGGGGCUGACCCACGCCAUGGCCAAGGCGUGCAGCGCGGGGCGCAUGGAGCGCUGCACCUGCGACGAGGCGCCCGACCUGGAGAACAGGGAGGCCUGGCAGUGGGGAGGCUGUGGGGACAACCUCAAGUACAGCAACAAGUUCGUCAAGGAGUUCCUGGGGAGGAAGCCCAACAAGGACCUGCGAGCCAGGGUGGACUUCCACAACAACCUGGUGGGCAUGAAGGUCAUCAAAGCCGGCGUGGAGACCACCUGCAAAUGCCACGGCGUGUCUGGAUCCUGCACCGUCCGAACGUGCUGGAGGCAGCUCUCCCCCUUCCACGAGAUCGGGAAGCAGCUGAAGCAGAAGUACGAGACCUCGCUCAAGGUGGGCAGUACCACCAACGAGGCCACGGGGGAAGGCGACAUUUCCCCCCCUAAAAAAUCCAUCCCCGGCCACAGCGAUCAAAUCCCAAGGACUACGGAUCUCGUCUACAUUGACGACUCCCCGAGUUUCUGCCUGAUGAGUCGGUAUUCCCCCGGGACCUCGGGACGGAAGUGUUACAAGGACAAGAACUGCGACAGCAUCUGCUGCGGCCGGGGCCACAACACGCAGAGCCGGGUGGUGACGCGCCCGUGCCAGUGCCAGGUGCGUUGGUGCUGCUACGUGGAGUGCAAGCAGUGCACCCAGAGAGAGGAGGUUUACACCUGCAAGGACUGACGCAACCUGCGGCUUCUGCUGCACGGCCGCCCCCGGGGAUGGGCCAGCUUGGAGAACUGCCUAUGGAGACAAACAGGGUUUGAUUGACCUUCUGGCAUCUGGAAGCUAUGUUGAGACAUAAGCACUUUGUAGGGUACAGGUGACCCAGCUGUGUUGCUGUUUUGUUUUGGGGUUUUUUGUUUUGUUUUGUUUUUUUGUUUUGUUUUGUUUAUCCUAUAGACUGAAUUUUCAUGAGGUCCAACCAUGUGGAAAUAAGUGCCUGUCACACUGGGGUUAGACACCAGUUGACCUUCACCUUCGUUGUCUACAUAGUUUGACGGAUCAUUUCUCCUUGGAACAUUGUUUCAGCCAUCCUCCAUGAACUCCUGGGCUAAGAGAUUCCCUUUGGCAUGAAUAUCCUGUACUUCUUUAUUCCUGGAGCUCACCCAUCUGCUUAGAGAGCUGAUAAAAAAGAUCUUUCCACUCUGAGUGCGGUGGUGCCGGAAGCGGACAUUUAUUUUGCCUAAAACUGGAGAGGGAUUUGUAGGGAAUGAUAGGUUCUUCCAGUGGAGUUUCUGCACAUGGAGCAAACCAGGCUCUGACAAAGAGACCCACUGGGAGCAUCAGCUCUUUAAUGACAGCUCUGUACCCAUGUGCAUCGUCACCACGCACAGCUCGGAAAACGUUGGGUCCACCACGCUGCAGACAGAAAUAGAUCCAAGAAAGAGGUUGGGAAGACAGCAGAACACCAGACGUGCCUGUCCCCUUCAGUCCAAUCCUAUUCUUUAUUUAAAACAAUUCACUCAAAUGCAGGCUCUUUAGCACUAUCGCUGUCUUAAAUUUAAUUUUUUUUUUUAAACCACUAGAUACUUUUGUUUCAUUUUCACUUCGCGCAUGAUUUAUUUUUCUCUCCUCUUCCCACCUCUUGCUGAUGGAGGUCAACCUGUGGUAACUGCUUCAGAAAUCCCAACUGGAACUUGUUGAGUCUUAUGCCAGCUGAAUUUGGACGUGUUUCUCUUGAGUAGGACAAGAGGAAUCCGAGUGCCUCUUGGAACCCGGGGCUGUCUUGCCUUGUGGAGCAGCCGUUUUGGCCUGGAUCAGACCUCUGGAGGAGUUGACUUUUCUUUCCUAGGUCAUCAUUCCAUUUACUCUAAACCAUGGCAGUGGUACAUGACACAAGCUGUAUGUAAACCCUAUGACCUUAAGAUGAUUUUUUUUUUUUAACCACUAGAUCGAGAACUGUACUUUAAAAACACACGUGCUAAAUCCUAACAAACUCAUGGAUUUGGAAAAACCAAUCGACACAGAGACAACCUGAGAGAAGCCAGAAAUUUGACUGCAGGGGUUCAUCACUCCAACGCUGUGAAACACAUGACAACCUCCAGCAUUUCGUUUUUGCUUGGAAGAGGAGAUUUACAGUCCAGGACUUGGCGUGCCAAUAUUCUUCAUAUAAAAGUGGAUUGGAGGCAGCUAGUGAAGGCUUUAAUGAAGCUUUCUAAGGAAAAAAAAUGGGGAGCAGAGGGUGUUUUGUUUGAUUUUUGGUAGCAAUUUUUGACUGUCCAGUAGUAGCAAUUUCCACCAAGUUUCUAUAAGCCAUUGAUCUGGUGUUCAAAAGAGGAGAUUCUCAAGCAUUAGUAGAAAUUAGUAAAACAAAAUGAGAGCAAUUUGCCAAGAUGAACCGUUAUUUUUCAAAGUCUUUUUUCCCUUAUUCUUUAUUUAAUUUUUCCCCCCCUAAUUAUAGCCACUAAUAUUUAAGCUGUUCAUAUGCAUCUACUGGGAAGAGAAAAGAUAGAUUUGGGGUUUUCUUAGUAACAAAUACCUGCAAUUUAACCUGGCUCGUUGGCAUCAAAUCUUGAGGAGGGGGCAGCGGGAGGGACAGUUACUGUUUAAUAGCACCAUGGUUCUGCAGAGUGAAGCAAAAUGUCUCUUUUUUGGUGUUUCCUUAUUAGCUGUACCAUUCUGGAGGUUGGGAUAAUGCUGGAGGAGCGAAGGUGGAAUCCACAUGUGGAAUUCCCACCUUCCAAACCAGCAAAGCACCGGGAAGGUCUUGCAGCUUUUGGGAAAGUCACCCCCGAGCAGUUUAUCUAAUGGUUUAAAAAAUAAAUCGCCUAGAAGCCUAUUAUUCAGUGUGUAUAUAUAGAUAUAUAUGCACACCUUGACACAUAAAUAUAUAUAUAUAUAUAAAUAUUGAACAUUUAUUUAUUGUAAAGCCCUUCAGAAGGACCUUCUUAUGGUUUCAAUGUGGUAUUAUGUUAAAUUCUCUUUCUCCCUCUGUCUCUCUCUCUCACACAUAUGUGCAAACUCACUGUUACAUUUUUGUGUGUUCUAGAAUAGCUCUUCCCCUUCAAAGUAAAGCCAGAUCCAAACCUGCUCAAAACAGGAAUUUUGGGGUCUGAAUUACUAUUUCUGGCUCCAUUCUUUCUUUUUUUUUUUUUUUUUAAUCUGUUCUUAAUUAAAGGAUGGGCCGCAAUUUAUGUGCAUUAUUAUUAUUAUUAUUAUUAUUAAUUAUUAUUAUUAUUAUUGUUAUAUUUAAACCAUGGGCCUCAUUUUCCUCCUUUUCACUGGUGUCUCUGUCUCCGUUGACCUCGCUGGAGUAACUCCACAUUGCACUGGUGUGAGAGGAGAAUGAGUCCCUAGAAGCAGAAGAGAGGGGAGUGUUGGUAUGGAUAUCCUGGCCAAAAAAAUGCUGGGAUAGGAUGGGAUGUGAUAGGGAAUCUUGGUGUGUUCAGCAGUGUGGGGGAGAGAGACAUGGGUAGGAAAUAAAGCAGAUUGUCCAAGCUUGUCUAGAAGAAAGCAGCAAAGAGUGAAUGAACUACUGAGUGAAAGAGCUCUUCUGUGUAUUGUAACUCACGCACUGAAGCCUGGAUGCUUUCUGUAAGUAUUUAAAAAAAAAGAAAAGACAAAAAAGAAAAAAAAAAAAGACAAAAGAAAAAAAACCAAAAAAAAAGAAUAAUAAGAAAAAACCACCACAAAUUGUAUUUAUGUUCAUGUGGAUAUAGUACUUGCCUGUUAUAUAUUGUAAAUAGCAAGGUUUAUUCUCCUGUGGUUAAAAAAAAAUUAUAAAUAACUAAAUAGUAGCGAGGCACAUGUGUUAAAUGUAUAGGCAGUGUAUAAAAUAUACUAACACUCUGAAAUCAGGAGAACUUAUCUUCUUGGCCUUUUGACCUAGGGUGGUAAAACAAACGUGGGUUAUUUUUCUUCUCCCCCCUGCCCCACGCUGUGGGUGUGUUUUGGUUAGGGGGUCUUUAGUUCCAGCGUUUUCCAAUGUUUGCCUUAUCGUUGAAGAAGGAACUGGGGCAAAAGCCUCCUUUUGGAAAAAUCCAGUGGAGCUUAAAAAGUAGCUGGGAGAGAAUCUGUCAAACCAUCUCAAAACCCUUUGGAGUGCUAGGCCUGGGCUUUCUGAUGGUGAGAGAUGUGUUGGAGUUGAAUUUACUCACGGAGUACGAGUGCUACUCCAUCCACAAGUCUGGAAAACCCUAAACAAGAGACUGGGAGCUCCUGUAUAAAACACUGGGGAGUGUCCUGCAAAACCUUUUUGUCCCAGCUGGAUUAAACUGGAUUUUUCCAGAGAGGCUGAUUCUGCCACCACACCAUUGGAUCUCCAGUGCAAUUCAGUGAAAUUGCUCAGUUUUGUAAAACUACUUCAACGGUGGAUUUGGGUCCCUGAACUUUUUCAUGGUGUCAUUUCAUAUAUAUAUAUAUAUAUAU
Messenger RNA from Passer domesticus (house sparrow), 4882 nucleotides. RefSeq names its product Wnt family member 9A (gene WNT9A). Bases 104 to 1195 code for a protein of 363 amino acids. Gene Ontology annotation, molecular function: cytokine activity; frizzled binding. Gene Ontology annotation, cellular component: extracellular region. Lineage: Eukaryota; Metazoa; Chordata; Aves; Passeriformes; Passeridae. The transcript is spliced from 4 exons. The record is from RefSeq and is a predicted model, not a curated record. Gene Ontology annotation, biological process: neuron differentiation; cell fate commitment; multicellular organism development.